This is a messenger RNA of Siniperca chuatsi (mandarin fish), 2024 nucleotides long. RefSeq names its product formimidoyltransferase cyclodeaminase (gene ftcd). The record is from RefSeq and is a predicted model, not a curated record. The transcript is spliced from 14 exons. Gene Ontology annotation, molecular function: folic acid binding; transferase activity. Lineage: Eukaryota; Metazoa; Chordata; Actinopteri; Centrarchiformes; Sinipercidae. The coding region runs from base 136 to 1755 and encodes 539 amino acids.
UACAGAUCUGCUGCGGAGCUGUUAAUGAUCGAACCCGCUGAAACGUGUGGGGGGCUGUGGGGUUUUGGGGGGUGACACUGGACCUGCAGGCUGUAAGUCUGAGGCUGAACUCUUUUCACUCAGUUUGCAGACGCCAUGGCUCAGCUGGUGGAGUGUGUCCCCAACUUCUCUGAGGGUCGAAACAAAGAGGUGAUCGAUGCCAUCUCAGCAGCCAUCUCCGGCACCUCCGGCUGCAGCCUGCUGGACGUCGACCCCGGAGCCUCCACCAACCGGACCGUCUACACCUUCGUGGGCUCUCCUGCGGCUGUGGUGGAGGGCGCGCUGAACGCCGCCCGGCAGGCCUUCAGCCUCAUCGACAUGAGCAAACACUCAGGUGAGCAUCCUCGGACCGGAGCGCUGGACGUUUGUCCCUUCAUCCCCGUCCAGAACGUCUCCAUGGACGACUGCGUCAACUGUGCCAACAUCUUUGGACGGAAACUGGCAGAAAUGCUGCACGUCCCCGUUUAUCUUUAUGGAGAAGCAGCACGAAAAGCAACGAGGAGAAGUCUCCCGUCUGUCCGAGCCGGAGAGUACGAAGCUUUACCUGAGAAGCUGAAGUGUGAUGAUUGGGCCCCUGACUUCGGCCCCGCCGCGUUCGUGCCAUCGUGGGGCGCCACGGUAACCGGCGCUCGCAAGUUCCUCAUCGCCUACAACGUGAACCUUAUCAGCACCAAGGAGCAGGCUCAUCGCAUCGCUCUGGACGUCCGGGAGCAGGGCCGAGGGAAAGACCAGCCCGGGAUGCUGCAGAAGGUGCAGGGGAUGGGCUGGUACCUGGACGAGGCCAACAUCGCUCAGGUGUCCACCAACAUCUUGGACUACGAGCUGACCCCCCUCCACACCGUGUACGAGGAGAUCUGCAGGGUCGCUGAGGACCUGAAGCUGCCUGUAGUCGGCUCUCAGGUCGUGGGUCUGAUCCCGCUGAAGGCUCUGCUGGACGCUGCCGACUUCUACAUCCACAGAGACCGACUCUUCGUCAUCGAAGAGGAGCACAAAGUCCGGCUGGUGAUCAGCAAGCUCGGCCUCGACUCUCUCGGCCCGUUCAACCCGAAGGAGAGAAUCAUCGAGUACAUGGUGAGGUCACAGGAGGACAGCCGGCUGGUGUCUCUGCCUCUGCAGCAGUUUGUUCACAGUGUCGCCGCUCGGACGGCGGCUCCCGGUGGAGGAUCAGUUUCUGCUGCCGUCGCUGCUCUGGGGGCGGCGUUGGGCGCCAUGGUGGGUCAGAUGACAUACGGGAAGAGGCAGUUUGAGAACCUGGACAGUGUGAUGAGGAGGCUGAUUCCUCCGUUUCAUCAGGCCAUGAACGAGCUGCUGCUCAUGGUGGACGCCGACUCAUCCGCCUUCAACAGCUACAUGGCGGCGCUGAAGAUGCCAAAGAACACUGCAGAGGAAAUGAAAAGGCGACAGGCUGCGAUGCAGGAGGGUCUGCAGAGAGCGGUGGGCGUCCCGCUGGCUCUGGCUGAGAGGAUCAGCGUCCUCUGGCCGUAUCUUAAAGAAAUGGUCGUCUACGGAAACAUCGCCUGCAAGUCCGACGCUCAGGUGGCAGCUAAAGCUCUGGAGACGGCUGUUUUCGGUGCGUAUUACAACGUCACCAUCAACCUCAAAGACAUCACAGACGACGCCUUCAAGACGGCCACUCAGACGAGAGCGUCGGCGUUGCUGCAGGAAGCGAAGGAGAGCGCCGCCGGCAUCCUCCACGCUGCUGAGGAGAGAAACUGAAAACACAAAGAAAAGAGCAGAGACUGUGCUAGUUCUACAACCUUGGAUGGUUCUUGCAGCAAUGCACUCUUUCAUGUCCAUCACAGUCUGUGAUGACUUAUCCUUAACAAACAGGUUUCUCUGCAGAACAUCUCCUUCCUAAAUGAAGAAUAUCUUUAUGUAUUGAUUCUUCUGUCUUGAUUGAGGAUAAAGACUCAAUAACUAAAAGUAGAUAUCAUAUUGACACAUGUAUUAAAGUCACAUUUAAUCAAUAAAUGAAUUACAUUUUC